AUGGGCACUAUAUUCGAGACUACUCAACGCUACACAGACUGGAAGCCUAUUGGCCUUGGCGUGUCUGGACUUGUCUGCUCCGCUAGGGACCAGAUACGUCAUCAGACUGUCGCCGUGAAGAAGCUCGCAGAACCAUUCAAGACAGACCACAUUGCAAGACAUAUGUUUCGAGAGAUCAAGUUGCUGAGACAAUUGCAUCAUGAAAAUAUUAUCAACCUUACCGACAUCUUCAUUUCACCAUCUGAAGACAUAUACCUCGUCACAGAGUUAAUGGCAACGGACCUCAACACAAUAUUGAAAGCCAAAAAGGUCGAAGACCAAUUCGCGCAAUACUUCAUGUACCAGAUAAUGCGCGGCCUAAAAUACCUCCAUUCAGCGGGCGUCGUCCACCGAGAUCUGAAACCAAGCAACAUCCUGAUAAACGAGAACUGCGACCUGAAAAUAUGUGAUUUCGGCCUUGCCCGAGUCCAAGAACACAAUAUGACUGGCUACGUUUCGACGAGAUACUACCGCGCACCGGAAAUCAUGCUUACAUGGCGGAAAUAUAACGAAAAAGUUGAUAUCUGGAGUGCCGGCUGCAUCUUUGCCGAGUUACUUAUGGGAGAGCCUCUAUUCCCUGGGAAGAAUCAUAUAAAUCAGUUUUGUGUUAUUACCGAUUUGCUUGGGAGUCCACCUGAAGAGGUGAUUGCCAAUAUUACAAGUGAAAACACGUUGAAUUUCAUCAAAUCUCUACCGAAACGAGAACGCAAGCCGAUGUCGCAACUCAUACCCAAGGCGAACCCAGAUGCUGUCGACUUAAUCGACAAAAUGCUCCAAUUCGACCCGAAUAUACGCAUAACAGCCGUCCAAGCCGUCGAAUCCCCAUAUCUAUCGCCAUACCACGACCCAAACGACGAACCGGUUGCAACAGAAUCAUUCGACUGGUCAUUUCUCGAAGCAAACCUCCCAGCAGAUAUUUGGAAGACUAUUAUGUGA
Molecule: messenger RNA, 975 nt
Organism: Penicillium arizonense
Lineage: Eukaryota; Fungi; Ascomycota; Eurotiomycetes; Eurotiales; Aspergillaceae
Exons: 8
Coding region: 1-975 (324 amino acids)
Biological process (GO): cellular response to oxidative stress; protein phosphorylation; osmosensory signaling pathway
Cellular component (GO): cytoplasm; nucleus
Molecular function (GO): ATP binding; MAP kinase activity
Source: RefSeq, a predicted model, not a curated record